AUGGCUGACGGAGGGGAGGUCUUGUUGAGAAGAGGUGGGGAGCGCCACAACACCACCAGGUUCGUGAAAGGUACAAAUGCAAAGAAGCCGCCGAACUUCGAAGGAACUGGGGUAAUCGCCCUUUUCAAGCAUCCGUUGUCCAUUUUCUUGGUCUGUGUGCCCUUUGGCGUCUGCUCCUACUACCUGUCGUGGGAUCCGGCAUACACCUUCUGGCUGAACUUCUUUGCCAUGCUGCCCAUGGCAAAAAUCUUGGGUGACAUCACAGAGGAGCUGGCAGCUGGCCUGAGGAAUGACCUCCUGGCCGGGCUGAUCAACGCCACUUUUGGGAACGCGGUGGAGAUGGUCAUCACGGUUCAAACUCUCCGUGGGGGUCUCUAUGCGGUGGUGAAGGCCACACUCUUGGGCUCGGUUCUUUCCAACGUACUGCUCGUCCUGGGCAUGUCAUUUCUCUUCGGCGGCUUAGUCAACAUCGAUGGAAAGAAAGCUGAGGAGGCCAAGCAAAAGGACGCUGAGUCGCUGGAGAAAGAAGCGACUGGAGGUUACAGCAUGGUGGCCGAAAAGGUGCAGACAUUCAAAAUCCUGGGAGCCAUGGUGAACACCUCCAUGCUCCUGCUUUCGUGCUUAUCCUUCACCUUGGUGACUGUAUUUGGUACAAUGCUGGAAGACCACUACAAGUUUGACAGGACUCACCUCGAAGAUGUUAUGCUGCCCAUCUCACGGACGUGCUCCAUCAUCAUCAUCUCCGCUUAUGUCGCGUACAUCGUUUUCCAGUUGUUCACACAUCGAACUGUCAUGGCUGAAGGGGGAGAUGGAGAAGAAGAGGAAGAGGAGAGCUCAAUAUCAGUGGCUACAUGCUCCGUACUUUUGUUCGUCAUGACAGCUGUUGUGGCCUUCUGUUCUGAUCUGCUGGUAGACUCAAUCGAGAGCAUGACGGCAAACGCUAACAUGGGUGAACAUUUUAUUGGCAUCAUCCUCUUACCCAUCGUGGGAAAUGCGUGCGAGCAUGCAGCGGCAGUCCGCUUUGCCAUGCAGGACAAGCCUGGUUUGUCCAUAGGGAUUGCGGUUGGCUCUUCAACGCAGAUCGCCCUCUUCGUAGUUCCUUUUUCCGUGUUGGUGGGAUGGGCCAUCGACAGACCGAUGGAUCUCAACUUUGGGGCGCUCAAUGUCACUGUCAUGACGCUCAGCGUCAUCGUUGUCCUGUCUAUGGUCGUGGACGGCCAGUCUAACUGGCUGCAAGGCUACCUACUUUGCGCCGCGUAUGCCGUCAUUGCUGUCUUGUUUUGGUACGUGCCCAACUCUACAUCCAUCUGA
Symbiodinium pilosum is the source of this 1311-nucleotide messenger RNA. The record is from the annotation of a GenBank genome assembly. Lineage: Eukaryota; Dinophyceae; Suessiales; Symbiodiniaceae.